Messenger RNA from Boleophthalmus pectinirostris (great blue-spotted mudskipper), 2178 nucleotides. It is a transcript of the gene dlx1a, whose product is annotated as distal-less homeobox 1a. Gene Ontology annotation, molecular function: RNA polymerase II cis-regulatory region sequence-specific DNA binding; DNA-binding transcription factor activity, RNA polymerase II-specific. Gene Ontology annotation, biological process: negative regulation of transcription by RNA polymerase II; embryo development; cell differentiation. The coding region runs from base 514 to 1263 and encodes 249 amino acids. Lineage: Eukaryota; Metazoa; Chordata; Actinopteri; Gobiiformes; Gobiidae. The record is from RefSeq and is a predicted model, not a curated record. The transcript is spliced from 5 exons.
AAUGGAAGUGCCUCUCUCUUCUUUGGUGGAGAUAGGAGACUGUGGAUAGAGAGCGCGGCUGUGUCUCUGCUCUGUGCUCAGACCGAACGCUUUGGUGGUCAGGAUGAAGCUCGGGAGAAUGAGAAGCUGCCGCGGCUGUGCGCCUCGCUCCAGGCGCAUCCUGCGGAGUCUCUGUGACCCCGGAAGGCGAGGACUUGUCUACUUCUUUUCCAUCACAUGAUGCCUGCUCUCUCCUUCGGACCCAGCCCCAGCGUCGCCAAUCCGCUUCCCUCUUGGAGAGAGUGGACCAAUCAGCGAGCGUCUUUGAUGAAUAUUCAUGAGUCCGAGAUUCAAACCUUUGAGCGACUUUGUCUAGGUCCACAGCAUCAUACCUAGGACUUUUCACGGGCACAAACUACAUUUUCUUAUGAAUGGAACGAGAAAAAAUCUGUUCGCCUUAAAUUGGGACCCGUCCUUCACUGAGAUCAUAGAGGCAAAACAACAAAAGCGAGACGAGGGGAACCGCCAGAAGAGAUGACAAUGACUACAAUUCCUGAAAGUCUUAAUAGCCCUGCCUCAGGAAAAACCGUUUUCAUGGAGUUUGGACCCCCGAGUCAACAAAUGUCUCCGUCCUCCAUGUCUCACGGACACUAUCCCAUGCACUGUUUACAUUCUGCAGGUCACACUCAGCACGACAGCUACAGCCCUGCCUCGUCUUUCCCUAGGUCGUUGGGCUAUCCCUACGGCAGUCAUCCCACCAGUCCGUACCUGGGCUCCGUGCAGACGUACCAAAACAGCUCUGCGCUCUCACAGACACGGCUAGAAGACACAGUGCCAGAAGCGGAGAAAAACACUGUGGUGGAAGGUGGAGAAGUGCGCUUCAACGGAAAAGGCAAAAAAAUUAGGAAACCAAGGACUAUCUAUUCGAGUUUACAACUGCAGGCUCUGAACAGGAGGUUUCAGCAGACCCAGUACCUAGCGUUACCGGAGAGAGCGGAGCUGGCGGCGUCUCUGGGGCUCACGCAAACGCAGGUGAAAAUUUGGUUCCAAAAUAAACGAUCCAAGUUUAAGAAGCUGAUGAAGCAGGGGGGAGGCACCAUCGAUACCAAUGCUUUGUCCAGUGGCCGUGGACUCUCCACGGGCUCCCCGUCCGUACCUCCGGUGUGGAGCUCUCCCACAACAGUUAAGACGUCAGCGGGGUCCACCGGCUCCUACAUCCCCAGCUACACUUCUUGGUACCCGACCACACACCAAGAGUCUAUGCAACAGUCGCAGCUCAUGUGAGCAAACGGCGAGCUUGGACUCGGACUCUAUCGCGGCACGUGCACCAGGACGUGGCGCACGGUCAGGCCACGCACAAACCGAACCCGGAGCACUGAGCCUGAGCCGAGGCUCCAGAGGCGGGGGCUAAAGACUGAAGGCGAGGAGCCUGAGGGCGACAGGGCCGUGACGAUGCGCGGAAGUCGCACAAGCGGAUCUUUUGGCUGCUGUUUAUCAUUGUGUCAGUUUAGAUUUAUUUUUAUCACACGUGAGAGAUUUUCUAUUGAGCUGCAGUUUGGGCCCACGGAGCCGCAGCUAAACUAAUUUAGACCAAAGGUGUUCCUUUGAUAAAUAUGUUUGACCACAGCAGUAGUUUCAGCAAUGCCUCAAGGUGCUGUAUGUUGUUACUCUGUGUUUGUUAUUUAAGUUAAAUUAUUCCGAUGAAUUUUGUUUCUUUUGAAGUCGGUCUGUGUUCAGUCUGUGUUCCAGAGACAACACUGUUCUAGCUGCACUUAAGUAAAGCUUUCUAUGCCGUGCCCCGGUGUUAUGUGAAAUGUAGAAGGCCUGACGAGACGUGCUGCUUUGAAAAACACGUGGAUGUGAUGAGCAGUUCUUCUGUCACUGUAUUUUGUACAUAUUUCACAUUUGUUUUGUGCUGUACUCAAUACGCUGUGAAACAAGGUCUUUUGGCUUUCUGUAUCUGUCGAGAUGUGUUUAGUCAACAUAGAAAAUAUUUAGUUUUGUAUUGAUCACUUUAAUUUAUUUAUGUUUAUGUACAUAAUGUUCACAUUUUCAGAAGCAGUAAAAGUCUGAUUUAAAUUAUGCCAUAAACGUUUGACUGAAGCCUCCUCUCUCGGUGUUAUCGUAGCACACCUUUGAUUUAUGACUGUUCAGAGCUGAGCACAUGGCUACUCACUGCUCACAGAUGUUGUGCAACCU